Messenger RNA from Mustela erminea (ermine), 6375 nucleotides. RefSeq lists its product as uncharacterized. The coding region runs from base 3127 to 4341 and encodes 404 amino acids. The transcript is spliced from 2 exons. The record is from RefSeq and is a predicted model, not a curated record. Lineage: Eukaryota; Metazoa; Chordata; Mammalia; Carnivora; Mustelidae.
GGUGAGCUCGGGAUCGUGUCUCAGGGCCAAUGUCGGGGAAGACACCGUAUAAGCCAGCUGGGCAGUUACGGCCCUCAAGUGCAUGUGUGUGGUAGGCAUGUGCAGGUGUGUGCAGGUGUGUGCGGGCGUGUAAAGGCGUGUGAAGGCGGUGGGAGUGCCAGAGAGCCCGCACCGAAUGACAGCAGCUUACAAAGACUGCGUGACCCCGAGGAUGACACUCAGGCCCAAGUCCCCUGAGCGGCUGCCUGGGCAGCCCCUGGCCGGGGUGACCUCCAGCCCCCGCUCCACCAGACCCAGGCCGGCAAGGGCUAGGGCUUCCUGGAGUGGGGUGUCCGGCUGGGACCUAGAGGCCCGGAGGGGUUGAGCAGACGCAGGAAGGUGCUGGGGGUAGGCGAGACUCCCCUUUGUGGGGGGACCCGGGUUGGGGAGAGGACCUCAGACUCCGACCGCUCGGCGCCCCCUCUCCGGGGCUGGGGCAGCCCGCCGCAGGCCUGAGGAAGCGGGGCCCAGUGGAAGGGGGGUGCUGGUGGGUCACGAGGAGAGCCGGCAGGACCUGGGGGGAGGCUGCGCGGUGCUGGCCAUCACAGGUGACAGGAGUCAGCCUCUGCUCGGAACACUUCAUCGCUGCCCAAUUAUCGCCUCGGAAACCCUCAGCAACCCCCGCCGGGCCUCGGGCUCUGUUCUGCUGCCUCAGAGAAGAGGUCAGGCUGGCUCCCCACCGCCCGGGAUGCGGGGCUCUAUCCCGCCCUGCUCCGCCGCCCCCUUUCUCCGCAGGCAGGGGUGAAGGUGCAGAGCGUGGGCCUCCAGCCCCCGGCCUCACCCAGAGCAGGGCAGUUCAGGGCUGCAGUGGGGGACAGGGAGAGGGAGGGGAAGCUGUGCAGGGGUAGGGAGCCUGGGAGCAGAGCUGGUCAGGUGCUCCUUGGAUGGCCUUAGAAGGAGGGGCCUGUGUUGGCAGGGAAGGCAGGCCAGAGCGACCACAGGGGAGGUCUGCUCUGCGCUAGGCUCCAGGCAGCAACGCCCCCCAUUCAGGCCCCUUUGGGGUUCCAAUCCUCUGGUUCGAGGGUUCUGGGCUUCCAGACGCCAGGUGCUGGUCUGCGGGGCUAAGAGGCCUAUUUGGAGAGGAAGUCUCCCUCCCAGACGCACAGCCCAGGGAAUCACACCCCCCACCGCACCCUCCUCUGAGGACCAGCCUCCUGCUGGCACCGGCGGCUCUGUGGCCCCGUCCUUUGGUCCUUUCUGCCUGGCUCCCACCUGCCUCUGGGGCCCCUGACGGCAGGCCCCCUGCCCCACUGCCUGGCUCCCUGGGUGAGGGGGCUGGGGGUACUGCUCACCCAGGCCUGGGGACUCAUAGCCCUGGGACUUUCUGGGUCCCCCUGCCUACCCGGGGCCUCCCCCCCAGCUAGUCUCCAGGAAAUCCCCAGGUGGUCCGCAGUGAGCAGCCCUUAGAGCCCAGCGUGUGAGCACCACCUCCGUGGGGGCAAGGGGGUCGGCAGGAACGGUCAGAGCCCCCUCCAGCUCAUGGCCCGCCGCCUCCUCCCCGACCAGGGCCACUGCUGUACUGGCUGCAGGACCCUGUUCUUGUGCAGUAGGAGCUGGACCGCUGGGGUCUGCCUGCUGCUACUCACCGGCGCCCUGCCUGCCCAGCUUGGCCCCGGCCUGUGGUCCCGGCCUGCCACCUGUGGGGCCCUCCUGGGUCCUGGGGCCUCACUCCGGUACCACCCCAGAUUCCCCGGUGGGGGGGCCCUCUGCAGGCCCAGCUCCUCCCCCUUCUCCUCAGGAGGGGUCUGCUUUGCUCCUUGCUUGCUCUGUCCGCGCUGGGGGCUGGGGACGGCUGCCUGGGAGCGGGGCGGAGUUGGGGGGACACCUGCACGCCCUGCCCCACCCUCCUGGCCUGCCUCUCUGUCCUCUGGGUGCUUCCCGUAGGGGAGCUGGGCCCUGGGGAGGCCGGGCCACAGAGGAGGCCUGGGGAGGCAGAGACAGGGCCAGGGCCUGGGCCACAGGGUGGCAGAGGUGAGACCCGGCCCAAGGCAGAGAGGAAGGUAGACUGGGUGGGCAGAGGGACAGAGAAAUGGGGACCCCAGGAGCGCGGCAGCGAGAAGGGCACGGUUUCCUUCUCAAGGAGACACUCUCACCCUGUUUUCACAGAGGUUCCAAGAGGUGGGAGGCCCUGCCCCGGGCUGUUCGGCAAGUGAGAGGCGGGUCCCCCGGCCACACCUGCCCCGCACCUGCAGCAGCCAGGUGGCCUCCGAGAGCGCCCGGCAUGCGGAGCCGGGGUGGUGGGGGGUGGGCAGCGGCGGCAGGAGCCCCGUCAGCGCCAGGCGCACGCGUGGCCACACGCAUGCCCGACAGACCUGAGAUGGGGGCUGGGCACGGGCCGGGGGGGCCAGGGGAGGCAGAGGUGUCUGGCGGGGGGGGCUCCGACGGAGCGCCUAGAGCGGAGGGAACAUCUUCUUUCCAGUCCCCCCCCCCCAACUUCCUCUUGUCUCCGGCUUGGCAGGGUGUGUGUGCGGCGUCCUGUCCCUGGAACAGGCAGCCUGUUCGUUCCGGGCCCCCACACACCAGACCCUCUCCCCCUCCCUCCUUCCUGCCUCCUGCCUCAGCGCCUCCCCCCACCCGAGCUCCGAGGAAAGUUUGUAUUUUUCCGAUGAGGCUGGCACAGAGGGCCCCGACCCAGCUGCUCCCUGUGCCCUGCUGGCGUCCCCCCUCCCGCAGGGCCACGAGGUCACACCCCAGGCCCUGGAGACCACCCUCCCUGCUGUCAGCCAGGAUGGAAGGGGGAAACUGAGCCCUGGAGAGAGCCAGGGACGUGUCCGGGCUCCAUGACAAGGGGGCCAGAGCCAGGGCACUGUGUGGGGGGCAAGGUCCGCAGGCUCCCGGAGGCCCUGUGAGCUCAGUCUGCACCCUGCGCAACGGUGGGUAAGUUCUCUCAUUCCUGUGCCUUCUGGACAUCUGCAUUCUGCCCUGUAAAGAAGCUUGGCUCUACUCAGUCCGGGGGUGAGUCACCUGUUCCACCCAGAGCAGCUCCCAAGCCCGGCCCGGCAGGCCCUCAGCAAGGUGGCCCACAGGGGGUGCAGAUCACCCCCUAAAGCGGGGACAUCACCCUGACCCGCACGCCGGCCCUGGAGGAUGGGGCCCAGGAGGACCCGGGCUGCUUGUGGCUCUGGGCAUGCCGUCAGCAGGGUCACCGCCCUCGGAAUGGCGGGCUCCCGCAGGUCAGGCCUGGGUGCCGAGGCUCGGGCUCUUGCCCUCCAGGGCAUCAGGGCAGAUCCCCGAACCAGGACCAGGGCAGGAGGGAUACUACUGCAGGGUGGGGGCGCGGGAGAUCUCCGUGGCCUUGCUCCCAGAGGCGCUGUGCAGGGGGGGAACCCUGGACAGGGCGGGGGGCCCAGGACACGCUGCUCACACGCGGCUCGCCGUCUGAGCGCCCACAUGGGGUCUGGGUCUCAAAUGUCCCCUUGGCGUGGCAGGUGCCUCGGGCUGGGUCUGAGCAUUCCCAGAGCACUGGACGGGCGCUGGGGCCCUGCUUCCGGGCCCCGCUUCUCCUUGAGGUGCUGUGACCCCCUGCACAUGCCACAGGCCCUCUGGCCCCGGCGCCCUCCUUGUCACACCACGGGCUGCACCGCGUGGAGCCCGAUGGCAGUGGCACGUGGUGACGACGACUGGGCCGGACCUCUGGCCGCUCUGUUCACCCCACCACGAAUGUCCUAUCUGACCCGUGCCACGUCACCCCUGAUUCCAAUGACAAAGGCCUCUCUGGUCUUAAAAUCGAAGCCCAAAAACUCAGCAUGGUUUUACAUGUUGUCUAAAUCUGAGCCCAUUGUCACCGCCUCCAGGAAGCCUUCCCAGUCUCUUAGCGAUUUGUUAACUGGAUCGUUUGUGGCCUUGUCCCUCGUACGUGCUGCCUCAGAGCCCCUGAGCACGAUGUCUUCCUCUCUGUGUUGGUUUAUGAGCGUGAACGUGUAUGUAUAUGUGCGCACACGCAUUUGUGGGGUGUGUGUGUGUGCGCGCGUGCGCACGCGUCAGUGCCUUCCUGAUCUUCUGUCCCAGCCAGGCAUGCUCUCGCCCACUGGGCCUGUGCUGGGCCCGUGGAGUGGACGAUACCCAGCGCUCAGCUUUCCCGGCACCCCAGGUGUUCCGGAGCCAGCGGCCGGAGGAGCCCUGACGAUGGGGAGAGCUGGUGGCCGAGCACAGGACCUGGCUGCUGUCCCUUCCUCUGUCUCCCCGGCCAGGCUCCAGGCUGGCCUCCAGCCCCCCGAGAGUGGGGAAUGGUCCAAGAUUGCUGCGGAGCGGACGCACAGCGUGGCGCAUGAAGGUUGUCUGUGCGCCCCGCCUCCUGUCUGAGCUUCUCGCACGUCACGGACUCAUCCAAGGGCACAUUCCCUCGUCCCUGGCCAGAGCGGGACGGCGCGGGGCAAGCACUGGGGGACAGACCUCUAAGCAAGGGCCGGGGCAUCAGGGGCAGGCUGGCUGCGGGCUUGGGCUGCGGGCGGCCACAGAGGGAGGAGGACCCCCCUGAUUCCGGGGGGUCAGCGCCACCCACCACCGCUGGAGCAAGACUGUCCCCCGCUCCCGUGACUGCCCCGUGGGCGGCUGUCCUCCAGGAUGCGGUGCUCGUCCCUUACCUGCAGGCAAGGGGACGCCGGGCCCCAUCGGCUCGGGAAUGGAUGCAGGGCUGGACUCCAGGGCUCUUCCCACCGCAGCCUAGCCCCCAGACCCAUGGCCGCCCUGCCCUCUGCUCUGUCUUCUCCGGCCUCGCCAGCCACUGACAUCCUAGGCCCGUCCAGGACCCGGGCGCCACCUGCCGGCUGCGUGCCCGCCCAGCACGCUCUCUGGCCUCCCCCCACCCCUGCCCCCUCCCGUCCUCCCCCCCUCCUCCUCCCCCUCCUCCCCCGCCCCUCUCUCCCUCUGCUGCACUUCAGUCCCUCUGUCUCCAGGCCUGAUGCCCACUGGUCUGACCCCUCAGCCAGCCCUGCGGUGUCACCGCUGCCACCUCCAAACCUGGAGUUCUGGGGAGAGCCCAGGGCCCCCGGGGGUGGUGUCAGCUCACCACAUCCAGACACACACACACACACACACACACACACACACACACACGCCCCUCCAAGUGGAGAAAAGGGCCCUUUCUGCCCAGCAGGCCCCAGACCCUGCCCCCCAUCAGGCCUCUGCAGGGCCCACCCCCUUCACUUCCAAAACUUCAGCUAAAGCCACAGCUUCCACAACCUGCCUCUUUGGCCUCCUCCUGCCAGGGCCAAUGGGAGCCGGCACCGGACCCCACUUCUCCCUCCCAGGGCCGGUGGGAGCCGGCACCGGACCCCACUUCUCCCUGCACUUGAGUGGGGCUCACCCACCUAUCCCAGAACCCUCAGGCUCCCCCCAGGGCCCCAUGUGUCCCCACAGGUGGGGCUCAGGGUCUUGGCUCCUUCAGACCUGGGUCUGGGCAGGGCCUGGGAAUGCAGGAGCCUCAGGGAGGGCGUCAGACACCCCCAGCCUCAGCUGUAAAGAGCCCAAGGCAGCCACCCUGACCCGGAACAAGGCAGUCAGGGGGCUCCCUCCCUAGGCACUGCUCCCCCCAGAGCCAUGCAGGGGCCAGAGACGGAUGACUGAGGUGGCACCAUCACCGGGGCAGAGGCGUCGACUGAGUGACUUACGGGGUUCUGCCCCAUUUCUGCGGCAGGAGCAGCCUGCGGAGCCCCCAGCCCCCUGCAUGCCCCUGCUGGAAAUGAGCCCCUCACUUCGGUCUGACCACCACACGCUGAGCCCACGUUCCCUGAACUGAGUGGACACUGCUUUUUUCUACAUAAAAAUAAAACACCUUGACAGAAGCCCACAAGGAUCUCAGUGUCAAGUUGCCAGUGAACCCAGACAGCCGUCCAGGCCCGCAGGCUCAGCUGCCUGUGGUAGGAACAGAUGUGGCCAUUACCCAAGGCCAGCCUCGGUAAGGAGGCAGUCCCCUAAAGCCCACUGCCACCAGGGAGGGGCCCAGGGCCAGGCCAUAGCCUCCCUGGGGACAAACUGAAGACAGUGAAAGUAACUUCCCCUGCCAGCCCACAUCUGGGGCAGGAGGUUGGGGGGCAGGGCAAGCCUUAAAUCUGUAGAUAGUCGUUUGAGCCAAUCGUGGAAAAAGUUUUCAGUCCACUCAGCUUUGGAGCCUGAUCUCACCAUUAUCAUCCUUGUCACCAUUCUUGGCAUUCGCCUGGCCAACAUCCUCAUCACCUCUACCACAACCAAAUGCCAGUUGUCACCAGGACUAGCACGGACCAACACCUUCAGCGUCUCCUUCACCAUAUCACAUUGCGAUCACCGUGAUUAUCACCAUCAUCAGCACCACCACCAUCCCCGUCACCACCACCAUCGUCCUCCUCACCCUCGACACCA